AUGAAGGCUUACACACUGAGUCUCGGGCUCCUUGCCGGGCUCGCACUUGCUCAGAGUGACUCAACGGCCGAGGAGGUCUUUGGAGCUAUCGACCAGUGCAGCACGGCCAACUUUGACCAGUGCCUGAAAGAUUCUACUGCACCUCAUCGUUGCCUCAAGGUUCAGAAGUUUGCUGACUGCCCUGAUCAGUCACCUUGUCUCACAAAAUGUGGUACCGACCGUGGUGGCGCAUGGUGUGGUGAAGGAGGGACCUGCUUCUGCGACCAGGGCUGGGAUACCGCUCAGCCUGCUCCCGCAGACCCUUAUGACCUCUCAUGGGUGAAGAAGUGGGCUGCUAUUGGUGAUUCUUACUCCGCCGGCAUUGGCUCCGGUUCGCCGUACCCCAACAGCUCAACCACCUGCGCUCGUUACGACCAGUCGUACCCAGCCUACAUGCAAUCCCACGAACUCAUGCCCGAGUCUGCUCAGUUCGAGUUUCUUGCCUGCUCCGGCGCCACCGCCCCCGAGAUCCUUGCCAACCAGGUCUCCGCGCUGGGCACCGGCUACGACAUCAUCACCGUCAGCGCUGGCGGCAACGACGUCGGCCUGACCAGCAUUCUCAACGCCUGCAUCUUCCAAUGGAACCCCUUUGCCAACUGCCCUGACGAGAUGCAGGCCACGCUGAACCUCAUCCGGGAUACUCUUCCAGGCAACUUGGAUAAGCUGUACGCUGGUCUCAAGAACAAGAUCAACCCGGGCCGCAAGAUUUACGUCACGGGCUACGCGAACUUCUUUGAUAACACCACGACUGCCUGCGACGACGUCAGCUGGUCGUUCUGGUUCAACAGCGCCAACAAGCAGAAGCUCACCACUGAGCGCAGGACGCUGAUGAACGAGCUCACUACUGCCGUCAACAACGUCAUCCAGGCCGCGGUCAGGAGAGCCGGUGCCUCAUUCGAGUUUGUCGACUACAAUCAGUACUUCUCCGUGCUCCAGGGCCGCUUCUGCGAGGGCGCCACCAAGGAACCCAACGGAAACCGCGAUGGUCUUCUCUUCUUUGAGUGGUCUAGCAAGAACGACGAUACCACCCUCGCGAGACGGGAAGCCGAGCCCGAGGUCGCAUCUUUCAACAACGACCAGAUGCUUCCUCGUGCGACUCCCACGAUUGGAGAUGUCGAUUCGUCUCUGGAGAUGCGCAGUAGCAAGCUGGGCCUCUUAUCCAUCCUCUCCAAGCGCGCCGGACAGAUCUGGAGCGCCUUCCCGCGCAGACAGACCACCAAGUCCAACACAAAGACGCCCGUCCUAGAAGUCCGCCAGGGCACGGUCGCGUCGCCGUCAAUGGAGCAGUACAUCGCCGACCAAAUCACGGAAGCGCGCAAACGCAACUCAAGCCUUGUCAUCUCCCUCGCUGAUAACAGCGCCGCGGACCCAGCCUUCAGAGGCCGCAACAAUAUCGAGGUCUCGGACUUCAUCGGCGACGAGAUCAAGCGGGUGUUCCACCCGCGUCCCGGUGGCCACGCCGUGAUUGCGAACCUCGUCAUGUGGCGUCUGGCCGAGGAUAACGCCGCGACUGUCGGCGACAAGGAGUUUGGUGCCACGGAGGCUGCGGGCUGCGCUGUUCCUGUGCCGAGCACGCCGUCUAUGCCUGAGACGAUUCCCGGCGUGCUGCCGAAUUGUCAGGCUGCUGCGCUCAAGUGCCUGAACUGCUUGGGUGGCGCAAGCGGUCUUGGUGUGUUUGUUUGCAAUUUCCAGCACCACUCUGAUUGCAAUGCUUGUGGCGGUGGUGACGGAUGCCCGUGCUAG
Molecule: messenger RNA, 1782 nt
Organism: Colletotrichum fioriniae
Lineage: Eukaryota; Fungi; Ascomycota; Sordariomycetes; Glomerellales; Glomerellaceae
Source: RefSeq, a predicted model, not a curated record